UUGAUUGUUUUAUUUUUAACAGGACGCUCCGCGCGCGUCUCACUCACACACAGGCCGGUGUCGCGCGCUGCUGCAGUGUGAAGGAGCUGCUGCUUCCGGUCUGGAUGAGUUUAUCAGCUGCGGACACCGAGUGUAAGAUCUUGUAAAGAUGGAGGGAGGUGUUAGCAUGCUAACGGGUUACUGAUGUCAGGAGCAGGCCUCUCUGUCGAAAGUCUCUCACCCGGUAGUCCUGCAAGCAGGAGGAUGAGCUCGUUAGUGCGCUCUCAGUCCCAGGUGUUGGGAGAGAUCCGGAAGGAGCUGUAUGAUGAUCAUGAGUUCCGGCAGGUUUCUCAUGUCUUCGUGACCCUGGGCGCCUCGGGGGAUCUUGCCAAGAAGAAGAUUUACCCAACACUUUGGUGGCUCUUUAAGGAUGGGCUCCUACCAGAGGAGACCUACUUUGUUGGGUUUGCACGUUCCCACCUCACCAUGGAUGACAUCCACGCUGCCACUUUACCGUACAUGAAGGUUAAAGACGUGGAUAACGGGCGUCUCUCAGCGUUUUUCCAAAGGAACUCUUACCUGGCCGGAAGUUAUACAGAGGGAGAGUCUUUCUCACAGCUGCAGUCCCACCUGAGCUCACUGCACCAUGGUACAGGUGCCAACUACAUCUUUUACCUGGCACUGCCUCCCACCGUCUACCACAACGUCACCACCAACAUUCGCCAGCACUGCAUGAGCAACAACGGUUGGAGCAGGCUGAUUGUGGAGAAACCGUUUGGUCGGGAUCUGCAGAGUUCUGAGGUGUUAUCCGCACACCUCUCUUCCCUCUUCACUGAGGAUCAGAUCUACCGCAUAGACCACUAUCUAGGCAAAGAGAUGGUGCAGAACCUCAUGGUACUCAGGUUUGGGAACCGAAUUUUCGGCCCUAUCUGGAAUAGGGACAGUGUGGCCUCCGUCGUUCUCACUUUUAAAGAACCCUUUGGAACUUACGGGAGAGGAGGAUACUUUGAUGACUUUGGUAUUAUCCGUGACGUCAUGCAAAAUCAUCUUCUCCAGAUGCUCACCUUGGUUGCCAUGGAGAAGCCUGCCUCCACCAACUCGGAUGAUGUGAGGGAUGAGAAGGUGAAGGUAUUGAAGUGCAUAGCACCAGUGGCUCUACGUGAUGUUGUGCUGGGACAGUAUGAGGGAAAACCUGAUGGGGAAGGGGAGGCUAAACUGGGUUACUUGGAUGACCCGACCGUUCCUAAAGGCUCUCACACAGCCACUUUCGCCACUGCAGUACUCUACAUCCAUAACGAACGCUGGGAAGGGGUUCCCUUCAUCCUGCGCUGUGGAAAGGCCUUGAAUGAACGCAAGGCUGAGGUGAGGUUGCAGUUCACUGAUGUUCCAGGUGACAUCUUUAAUUCACAGUGCCAGAGGAACGAGCUGGUGGUGCGCGUGCAGCCUGACGAGGCUAUUUACGCCAAAAUGAUGAGCAAAAAGCCUGGCGUGUACUUCAACCCCGAGGAGACGGAGCUGGACCUGACCUACCGUAGCAGAUAUAAGAACGUGAAGCUUCCUGAUGCCUAUGAGCGUCUAAUUCUGGAUGUGUUCAGCGGAAGUCAGAUGCAUUUUGUGCGCAGUGAUGAGCUCAGGGAAGCGUGGAGGAUCUUCACGCCACUCCUCCACCAGAUCGAAGCAGAAAGGACACAACCGAUCCCUUACACAUACGGAAGCCGUGGACCGAAAGAGGCAGAUGAGCUCAUGAAGACGGCAGGAUUCCGCUAUGGAGGAACGUACAAGUGGGUCAACCCUCAUCCUGUGCAACACUCCUAAUCACUGAUUAAGACUUAAAUCACCAAAAAGAAUUGAACCCUAAUUCAGGAGGUGAACCUGAAAGCUUUGAGAUUUUUUUCCCCCCUCUUCUGUGAAUGCUUUCUACAACAGAGAUCAUGUUUACAGCAACAAAUACUUUUUUUUUCCUCCAAAUCGUGAUGUAUUACACUCCUUCCUUCAUUUAGUGAUCAUGCUUUUCAUGAUUGUUUUAAUUUGUGAUGAAUGUAAUUUGCAAGCUCUUAUUUUCAUCUUUUUCCUUUCAAUCUUUGACCAAAUCGCAACAUAGGAAAUUUUUGUUACAUUAUUCCAUGCAAUGAGCUUUACCUUCCUUAUUUCCCCCCCAGAGAGCAACAGGAACAGCAUAAUGUAAGCAAGUGUUUAAGAAAUGGUGUUUGCUGUGGUGUGUAUUAGGUGAUAUGAGUUAAAAGCAAUAACACUUGUAUUUUAUAUAACCUAUGCAGUGUUAUGAGUUAGAACAGUUUCAAUGCAGUGUUUGUACAGUGUUACCAUGUUUUCAAAGUUUUGUUCCCCAUGUGUAUUUGACCCGUUCAGAUCAAUUCGGGGUGGUUCCCGAAAGCUAAGAAUGUUAGUUUAGUUUUCGUAGGUGUGGCUUAAUAAUAUGCCACAAUACAAUGAGUAUGAUGGAGUGCAAUAUAUUGAUCAGAUGCCAUUCUGUAGAAUUUUCCAACCUGCUUUAAAUCUUCAGGCCUAAUCUGAUCAGUGAGUCUUCAAGCUUGAGUGUGUUGAGACUGACCCUGCUGGUUGUGACUCUCGCUCUCAGGUACGUGCCCUAGCCAGGGGGAACGUUGUCACUCUGCUCGGAGGAUAAAACCAGCGGUCUGGUAUAAACUGGAAUGUAUUAAAAACAAGGUGGAAUGUGCUGCAGUCAUCUACUUGUAUGUUUUCUUGCACUUUUGAGUUGUCUUAAUAAAAACUAAGUUGAAACAUGACAAA
Messenger RNA from Neoarius graeffei (lesser salmon catfish), 2748 nucleotides. Its product is annotated as glucose-6-phosphate 1-dehydrogenase-like. Gene Ontology annotation, cellular component: cytosol. Gene Ontology annotation, molecular function: NADP binding; glucose-6-phosphate dehydrogenase activity. The transcript has 13 exons. Gene Ontology annotation, biological process: pentose-phosphate shunt, oxidative branch; glucose metabolic process. The record is from RefSeq and is a predicted model, not a curated record. The coding region runs from base 184 to 1794 and encodes 536 amino acids. Lineage: Eukaryota; Metazoa; Chordata; Actinopteri; Siluriformes; Ariidae.